AUGCUUAUUGGGAGCAAAGCUCAAGAAAUUUUAAAUUUUGAAUUUUUACUUAACAAAGGUAAAACUGGUGGUUUUCUCACUCCAAAAGCGAUUUCGAAUCGUAUCAAAGCAAAAGGAUUACAAAAAUUGCGAUGGUACUGUCAAAUGUGUCAAAAACAAUGUCGAGAUGAGAACGGUUUUAAAUGUCAUACAAUGAGUGAAUCACAUCAACGUCAAUUACUCUUGGUAUCAGAGAAACCAGGUAGAUUUAUCACCGAUUUUUCACAUCAAUUUCAUAGCGGAUUUAUGUCGAUAUUGAGACGACAAUUUAACACUAAACGUAUUCAAGCUAAUGUUGUUUAUCAGGAAUAUAUUAAAGAUAAAGAACAUGUACACAUGAAUUCUACACGAUGGACAACGUUGUCCGGUUAUGUUCAAUGGCUUGGAAAAGAAGAAUUAGCAGUUAUUGAAAAUACGGAAAAGGGUUGGUAUGUAACGUGGAUUGAUAAAGAUCCCGAGACAAUUCGACGUCAAACAGAAAUUGAGAAAAAGGAGAAAAUGGAUUUAGAUGAUGAAGGACAAAGAAUGAAACUUAUAGAACGACAGGUUCAACGUGCAAAAGAAAUGGCCAAAGAUGCAAUCGAUCGUAAACCUGAAUUUACAGAAUUUGUAAGAAAUGAUGAAGAAGAAAAAGUACAAUUAUCAUUUCUGAAAACUAUUAAAGAUGAUAAAUUAAAAACCACCAGGUUUGUAUAGAAUACAUCUAAUGGAAGUUAUAGAAAGAAUGGUGUAGUUUUUCUCCUCUCUCUUUGAACUCACAGAGCUCAUCUUAUUAUCAAAAAAUUCCUCAUUCAUUUCUCUACAAAAUGGUGUAUAGAAGAUGAUCAUAAGGUUUGAGAUGCUGUCUUAAUUGAACAAACAUUGAAAUGUCCGAAAAACUUCCAACGAUAAUUUUGAAGUUUGAACUUCAUUUUGAAAGUGAUAGGUAGUAGAGAGCACAUCCAUUUUUAGGACGUUUAAAUAUCCUCUUUCAGAUGGUAUAAGACUCAUUUCCUUCCCAUCGGUAUGAUGUGAUAAAAAUGAAUAGUUAAUAACUGACAGCCAUUACUGAACAAAAUACGCUAGUUUCAAUAUUUCCAUUAUUCAGAAAAGUUACAUCAAGCGUUUCGCGUGAGCCGAGUAGAUCAAACAUUUGUCUUCGAAAUAACGCAAGAAUGAGCCUGAUUGAUUCAGUUUUCUCUGAGCAAUAUUCAUUGUACAAAUAGUCCCAAAAUGCAGCUGAAAAAACGGUCAUAUGGCUUUUGUAAAAAUACAGAAAUAAAGAUAGAAAAUCCGCCUCAUAGCUAAUCAGUAGAUAAUUUUAUGGGCUACAUUUUGGCCUACUUACUUCAGACACAAUGCAUACGUUCAACUUCAUACUAACGAAAUAUACUUUUUAAGUUUUUCGAACAUUUCGAUGUUUGUUCAAUUAAUACAGCAUCUCAAACCUUGUGAUCAUCUUCUAUACACCAUUUUGUAGAGAAAUGAAUGAGGAAUCUUUUGGUAAUAAGAUGAGUUCAAAGAAAGAGGAGAAAAACUGAAAAUAAAAAUUACGCCAAUCUUUCUGUAACACCCGUUAAUGAGAAUUCUUGAAAAGUCUAUGUUUUAUGUGUGAUUUCAGUGUACUUGCAUCAUCAAACACGUCGACCAAAAAACGAUUACAUACUGAUGAAGUAAAUGAUGACGAAUCACAGAGUAAAAAAGAGAGAGGAGAAAAACUACACCAUUCUUUCUAUAACUUCCAUUAGAUGUAUUCUAUACAAACCUGGUGGUUUUU
Molecule: messenger RNA, 1795 nt
Organism: Didymodactylos carnosus
Lineage: Eukaryota; Metazoa; Rotifera; Eurotatoria; Philodinida; Philodinidae
Source: the annotation of a GenBank genome assembly